This is a messenger RNA of Toxorhynchites rutilus septentrionalis, 2261 nucleotides long. RefSeq names its product molybdenum cofactor biosynthesis protein 1 (gene Mocs1). The record is from RefSeq and is a predicted model, not a curated record. The transcript is spliced from 8 exons. Bases 250 to 2052 code for a protein of 600 amino acids. Gene Ontology annotation, biological process: Mo-molybdopterin cofactor biosynthetic process. Lineage: Eukaryota; Metazoa; Arthropoda; Insecta; Diptera; Culicidae. Gene Ontology annotation, molecular function: GTP 3',8'-cyclase activity; 4 iron, 4 sulfur cluster binding; cyclic pyranopterin monophosphate synthase activity.
UCAUUCAGUAACUAACUAGAAUUCAGACAGUUCGUAUCGUUUCCAUGCUGCUAUCUAGCGUGCACAUUUAGAACGUGCGUCAGUAUCAGUUCGUUUCUUAUUCGACCAUGAACAGAGUGAAGUGUGUUCGAACACAUACGGGAGGUGCCACUCACUGAACUCGGAUCCAUAAUUUGUUUGUGCUGGCGGUGUGUGGGUUAAGAGAGCUCGCGUAAUAUUUUUCAGAAACAAACAAACAUCGACACCAGUAUGUUUCGCGUAUUGAGAUUGCCCAGGAAAACAGAACAUUUCCAUCAAGUGAGAAAGUUUUCUUGUAUCCAGCAUGGAAACACGGUGGAAAAUCCAACCAACUGCAGUGGGAGACGAUUAUCGACUAGUGCUUCAAGUGAUAGUAAAUGUGAGAUUCCAUCGAACGUUGGCAAUAGCGGGGAGGAGGGAACCAGCAGCAAAAACAGUUCGCCCCUGAUCGACAAGUUUGGCCGAUUUCACAGUUACUUGCGAAUCUCGCUCACGGAAAGGUGCAAUCUGCGCUGCAAGUAUUGUAUGCCCGCUGAAGGGGUACAGCUAACGAAAAAAGAUAAUUUACUCACAACCGACGAGGUGCUGAAGCUGGCCGGUUUUUUCGUCCAGGAAGGUGUCCGGAAAAUUCGGCUAACCGGUGGUGAACCUACGGUUCGGAGAGACCUCAACGAAAUAGUGGCUGGACUGAAACGCAUUCCUUCGCUGGAAAGUGUUGGUAUCACAACGAACGGCCUCAUGUUGACUCGACAGCUAGUGGGUCUGCAACGAGCCGGCCUCGAUGCGCUCAACAUAAGUUUGGACACUUUGAAGGCAAACAAGUUCGAGCAGAUUUCACGGCGAAAGGGAUGGGAACGUGUUAUCGCUGGAAUCGAUCUUGCCAUACAGCUUGGCUACAAACCUAAGGUCAAUUGCGUACUUAUGAAAGGCUUCAAUGACGAUGAACUUUGUGAUUUUGUCGAAAUGACUAGGGAUCGUAACGUAGAUAUUCGGUUCAUAGAGUACAUGCCAUUCACCGGGAAUCGAUGGGAUACCAGCCAGAUGGUUCCCUUCCGCGAUGCUCUUGCCACAAUUCAAGCCAAAUAUCCCGAGAUUGAUACCCUUGAAAAUGGCCCAAACGACACUUCUAAAGCAUACCGCGUGCGAGGUUUCCAGGGUCAGAUUGGCUUCAUCAGUUCAAUGACGGAACAUUUCUGUGGUACUUGCAACCGCUUGCGUAUCACGGCAGACGGUAACUUAAAGGUGUGUCUCUUUGGCAAUACGGAGGUUUCGUUGCGCGAUGCGCUGCGUAGCGGAUGCUCCGAGGACGAUUUGCGCUGUUUGAUCUCGGCAGCAGUUCGCCGGAAAAAGAAACAGCACGCAGUGAAAAAGAAACACAUUCAACUUGAAUCAUUUUAUCUUGUUGAUUUUUGUGGAAUGUCACCACCACGCACCCUAGGAAUACGUCACUUCAGUUCCUUCAGUCACGUGGAUGAACGCACUGGAAAAGCAACGAUGGUGGAUGUGGAUGACAAGAUAGCUUCGAAGCGAGACGCCAAGGCUCAGGCAACAAUCUACGUGGGUCCUAAAAUCUCCUCACUGAUCGAGAACAACGAACUGAAGAAAGGGGACGUUUUAUCAAUAUCGCAAAUGGCUGGAAUUGUGGCCGCCAAGAAGACUUCCGAGCUGAUCCCACUGUGUCACAAUAUUCCUCUUUCGUCCAUCAAAGUGGAGACCAGUCUCAACGCCGCCACUCACGAGGUACACAUUUUGGCCAAAGUAAAAUGUGAUGGGAAAACUGGAGUCGAGAUGGAAGCACUAACAGCUGUUACCGUGGCUGCUUUAACCGUUUAUGAUAUGUGUAAAUCUGUGUCACAUGAAAUGCUGAUCAAAAAUAUUAUGCUAGUGGAGAAGACUGGUGGGAAAAGUGACUAUUACAAGCCAUCUACGAGAAUAAACAAAGAAAUAAAGACCGAUGAUCCACCGAUAGUGGUGCAACGUUAUAAGACUGACCCAAUAACCACUCGUGAAGAAUUCGUUCCAGUACAUCACUGAAAUCAUUUUUUGUUGCCUGACGUGCCUUGAAUCUAUGAAAUAUAAGUAAAAUCCUACUGUCAGCAUAUGUUAGAACCAUCUGGUUUGGCUGAAAACUACAUCGGAAAAUCAACUUAAAAUAUAUAUAUUUUUAUUAUACAAAAUAGGAAGCUACUCCAACUAAUAUUGUAACUCGUUUAUGGCUAUUAAAGGAUCUAUUUCUCUAUUAA